AUGCAUUUAGGAAGCGUCAUUGCUUUGACACGCCCCUUGUUAUUACAGACCACCUUUGCGUAUAUUGGAGCUACCUCGGAUCCUAGGAAUCUCAAAUUUGGACUAAAAGAAUUCAGUCAGUCAGGACACUUCCUCUACGAAGCUGCCCUUACCUCCGUCUUAGGAAUUGUCUACCGAAAGCUCCAAAACAAUCUCGACCGCAGAGACAUCUCGGAAACCCAUCUGAAUCGACAAAAAGCCGCCUUGGCUGCAGCGAUGAAAGUGUUGGAGCAUUGUGCACCUAUGAACAAGACAGCCUAUAAAUACUCAUCGACCCUGCAUCGAUUUCGGGACUCUUUCAGCGACCUCUUAGGGUGA
Molecule: messenger RNA, 357 nt
Organism: Bacidia gigantensis
Lineage: Eukaryota; Fungi; Ascomycota; Lecanoromycetes; Lecanorales; Ramalinaceae
Exons: 2
Coding region: 1-357 (118 amino acids)
Source: RefSeq, a predicted model, not a curated record